This is a messenger RNA of Telopea speciosissima, 1430 nucleotides long. RefSeq lists its product as uncharacterized. The record is from RefSeq and is a predicted model, not a curated record. The transcript has a single exon. Lineage: Eukaryota; Viridiplantae; Streptophyta; Magnoliopsida; Proteales; Proteaceae. The coding region runs from base 168 to 1403 and encodes 411 amino acids.
UUUUUCUCUCUCUCUCUCUCUCUCUCUGUCUCUCCACUGUCUCUUUCCUUUUCCCUCGGAAAAAGAAAUAGAUACACAAGAGAGGAGACUGACUGAGACGCGUUUAAGUUCUCUACAAGAGAGCGCUGCCGCUGAUUCUUUCACAGAUCUUCAACUUUCCGACCACCAUGGUCGACGUCGAAAGGAGAAUGACCAGUUUAAACCCGGGCCAUGUAGCCGGUCUACGCCGACUCUCGGCCCGUGCUGCAGCUGCUUCCACUGCCACCACUUCCACUCCCGUCCGGACUGGUCUCGAUUCUUUCUCUUCCCUCGCUGUUAAGGUCAUUUCCCACCUCCGGAGCUCCGGCAUUUCGGUACAGCUAGGCCUGUCUGACGCCGAGUUCGCCUUAGCAGAAGCCGAGUUCGGCUUCGUUUUCCCACCUGAUCUCCGUGCCGUUCUCUCUGCUGGGCUCCCGGUUGGACCCGGAUUCCCGGACUGGCGUGCCAGCGCAGGAUCACGGCUUCACCUCCGCGCAUCUCUCGACCUCCCAAUCGCAGCGAUUUCGUUCCAGAUUGCACGUAACGCUCUAUGGCCCAAGUCUUGGGGUUCACGUCCUUCCGACCCAGAGAAGGCUCUUCGUGUAGCUCGAAAUGCACUCAAGAGGGCACCACUGUUGAUCCCUCUCUUCAAUCACUGCUACAUCCCUUGCAACCCCUCUUUAGCAGGAAACCCCAUCUUCUUCGUUGAUGAGAAUCGGGUAUUCUGCUGCGGAUCAGAUCUAUCGGAUUUCUUCGAACGUGAAUCCCUGUUCAGAUGCGACAAUGAUCCUUGCGUCCUCAAGAGGCAACGAUCCGUUAGCGAGAAGACAUCAGUUUCAUCAUCAUCAGCAUCUUCAUCUUCUUCAAAUUGCUCCCGCAGAAGCCUAGAUUCCGGUAGCACCGCAGGGGGAAGAACACCCAGAUGGGUUGAGUUCUGGAGCGACGCGGCCGUCGAUAGAAGACGAAGGAAUUCGUCCUCUUCUUCGUCUUCCUCAUCACCGGAUCGGUACUUUGAGAUUCCUCGGCCGAUAUUUCGUGGGAAACUGCCGAAAUGGGUAGAAGGGUAUUUGGAACGGAUCGGAACUGUUCUAAGGAAAGGUGGGUGGAAUGAGACUGACGUGGAAGAAAUCGUUCAGGUAUCGGCCUCUGGUUUUUUCGAAGAGGAUAUGAUUUUGUUAGAUAGUCAAGCUGUGUUGGAUGCUCUGCUUCUUAAGGCAGACCGGUUUUCGGAUACCCUCAGAAAAGCAGGGUGGAACUCUGAGGAGAUAACAGAUGCUCUGGGUUUCGAUUUUCGGCCGGAAAAAGAGAAGAAACCAUUGAAGAAAUUGUCGCCGGAGCUAGUAGAGAAGAUCGGAAAAUUGGCAGAGUCAGUUUCCCGAUCAUGAACAAAGAUUACAGAGGUCCCGCAUCGA